Arabidopsis thaliana (thale cress) is the source of this 1963-nucleotide messenger RNA. RefSeq names its product F-box/RNI-like/FBD-like domains-containing protein. NCBI's taxonomy places the organism in Eukaryota, Viridiplantae, Streptophyta, Magnoliopsida, Brassicales, Brassicaceae. The record is from RefSeq and is marked reviewed. The transcript is spliced from 3 exons. The coding region runs from base 445 to 1788 and encodes 447 amino acids.
AUGGUUUUGAACAUUAUAAUAAACAUGUGAUAAUAAACAUUAUAGUAAAAUCCUUCCAAAUGGUCCUGAACCGAGUCAGCAUCCAGACAAACUAUGUUCUUCGGUUUGAUAUCAUUUGAGUACUGAGUAGACAUUCACAUUUUGGGAUAAGAAGAGUUUUUUUUCAUAAAUCGUAAAUAAGAUAAGAAGAUAUCAAUGGGCUUAUUCAAGCCCAAUUAGGCCCAAUCCCCGAUCGUAUCAGAUAACAACGCCGGCGACGGUGACACGUUCACAUUCACAUUUUGGGAUCAAUUUUGAAACUCUACUCCGAUAACUUCAACCAUAAUUCUCCGGCGAGUCAGAUCGACGGUGAGUUCUUCAGACCAAGCUCGAUUACAUGAUUGUGUGUCUGAUUUUGGGAUCAGUUCUGAAACUAUUUGAUACUUUAGGAUUUUGUUUCUUGCGAUGAAUUGCGAUAGAAUCUGCGAAUUGCCAGAUUCUUUACUAACUCAAGUACUCUCAUACCUUCCGACCAUAGAUUCCGUUAAAACAAGCGUUUUAUCGAAACGAUGGGAAUUUCUCUGGCUUAGGGUUCCUGUUCUCGACUUAAAAGUCAGCGAUUUCCCUGACGAAAACUACGCAAGCUUUAUCGACAAUUUUCUCGAGUUUAAUCGAAAAUCACGAAUGCGAAAAUUCAAGUUGAAGUAUGAUGAAUACACUUACGACGAUGAUCGGUUAGCUGGGUGGGUUGUAACAACGGUUGAUCGCGGAAUUCAACAUCUAGAUGCUAAAGGUUUUGAGACUAAUAUGUGUGUAAGAGAGUUCAUGCCUCAGAAUAUUUAUAAGUGCAAUACAUUGGUGUCUCUAAUGCUUGUAACCGUAGGAAUCGAGAAUCCAGAGUUCGUUGUUUCACUACCGUCUCUUAAGAUAAUGCAUUUAGAAGAUGUUUGGUAUUAUGAUGAUCCUUUGAUCAUGGAGAAGAUUAUCUCAGGUUGUCCUGUUCUUGAAGAUUUUGUAUUGAUUAGGCCUAUUGAUUUUUGUAAUCUAGAUGUUCUGCAGUUUCUUCGUGUGAGGUCUCUGAGUCUUAGAAGCUUUCGUCUUACGUUUGAGUAUAGUGUUUCUUGUACGUAUUUUUCGGUUGAGAUUGAUGCUCCUAGACUUGAGUAUUUGAAUUUUAAUGAUGACCAAUCUGAUACGAUUGUAGUCAAGAACAUGACUUCUUUGUCGAUGAUUGAUAUUGAUAGUGAAUUUAAUGUUAAGUUUGGCGGCAGUCGUUUGGAACCGGGGGAUUUACGCAAGAGAGAUAUCAUCCGUGAUUUUUUAACCGCGAUAUCUUGUGUAAGACAUAUGAUCAUCUCUCGGCGUACUUUAGAGGUCCUAGAUCGAUAUUCGAAGUUGGUACCUAUUCCGAAAUUCGAUAACUUGUACCGUUUACAAGCUGCGGUUUCUCGAUCCAUGUUGCAGUUGUUGCUUGUCUUUCUUGAGAGCUGCCCAAAUCUUGAAAACCUCAUCUUGCGUGUGCACCUGCAGGACUUUACUGUUUCAACGGAGCCUGAGCAAGAUGGACUUACCUAUGUCCCUCAGUGUUUGUUAUCGAGUUUGGAGUGUGUUGAGAUUAGAGAAUUGAUUAUGGGAGAAGAAACCGGGGAGAAAUUAGUGAGGUAUUUUCUCAAGAAUUCAGUAGUUCUCAAGAAACUCAUUUUGCGUUUAGAAGAUUCUUCGAUAGCAAACCAAGAUUCAGAUAUCUUCAAGGAGCUUAGUACUUUCACAAAGCGUUCUCGCAGCUGUGAGGUUAUCAUCAUUCAUUGACAAUGUUUAUAGAAGAUCAUUGUAGAAAUCUUUUGUUAUGAAAAAUUUGCAAUUAGGCUUAGCCUUUUCCAGACAUUGGUGUGGAUAAUAUUAACUGUAAAUUGUAUUACUUUCUUCACUUACUUGUAAGAUGUGAUUAUGAUUGAUUAUAAAAGCAAUUAAAUUACGUACGAAA